Molecule: messenger RNA, 1149 nt
Organism: Morchella importuna
Lineage: Eukaryota; Fungi; Ascomycota; Pezizomycetes; Pezizales; Morchellaceae
Exons: 4
Coding region: 1-1149 (382 amino acids)
Biological process (GO): regulation of DNA-templated transcription
Molecular function (GO): DNA-binding transcription factor activity, RNA polymerase II-specific; zinc ion binding
Source: RefSeq, a predicted model, not a curated record
AUGGCGGGUUCAUCAACCUCCGCUACUUACUCAAACGGUCUUAUGACACAGUCUUCGCAUCAGGGACCAUCGAGAGGUCUCCAACUUCCCUCGAGAGGUCUUCAACUCCCCUCGAAAAAUCUUCAACUUCCCUCGAGGGGUCUUCAACUUCCCUCCAAAAAUCUUCAACCCCCAACUACUCAGAGGCUAAUUAUUCCGCCGCCGCCGCCGCCGCCGCCGCCGGUAACAACAAUAACAACAACAGCAACAAUAACAACAAUAACACCAACUCCCGCUGCGGAACCAGUUAAUGCUCAUGCCCCUAAAAGUAGAAGUAGAAGUAGAAGUAGAAAAAGACCACGCAGUAUCGCUUGUGUCACCUGCAAUAAGCAGAAAAAAACAUGUGGGCCUGCUCGGCCUUGCCCUCGCUGCCUUCAUCUAAAUAUUCCUUGUCGACAACCCGUCAAACCCGAAGGAUUUCUCUAUAACACAAAAAAACAAAAAACCGCCGAAACCCCACUAUCGCCCCCAGUAUCGCCCGAUGACCACAACGCCUUGUCUGGUCCAAGGUCUACCACCGUCUCCCUCGCCCUCGACUUCAACGCAACUGGCAAGAAUGGCGAUACAAUUGAACUAAACUCGCGCAUGAGAUCUCACUCGAUGUCUCCCAUUAAUGAAACCCCAAAGCCAUUGCCAAUACCGGAUAUGUCACGCUGGUGUCUGCCCGCUCUGCCCGCCCCUGCCGAAGAAGUGCCAUACGAUAUCGUAAAAAAUUCGAUAUUCAGCGGCGCGCCUGUCUUCGGGUUGGAGAAAUCGACAUAUGAUGAUAUUUUAGGGGAUGAUAUAUUUGCGGGAUUUGGCGAGCCAAUAGAUUUGGCUGAUGUAUACGCAGAGGUGAUGGGCAACAUGGGAAGUCAGGGGAUAAAGGAAGGGGAGAAGGAAGGGAAGCAUGGCGCCGAGGUUGAGCAUGUCGUCGCUCAGGGAGAGCACGUUGUUGCUGCAGGCUCUACUACGUCUGGGAUAGCGUCAGAAACUGGUUGUGUUAGUGGGAUUGCUUGGUUGGGUGAGGCGGAUCUGUUUGCCGACAGUUUAGCCCUGGAUGACGUGGACCUCUCAAACCUCGACAUUCCCGGCUUAGACGAUAUCGUGAUAGACUCGGACAUAGAAUAG